AUGACUCUUUAUUAUUCACUCAUACUCUAUGGUAUGAGUGAUCUUUCUUUUUUCUCUGCAGGUCAUCUAAAAGCAACCUAUAUGAUGAAGUCCAUGAAACUAUUAAAUCAAUCUCAAGUGUCAGAGUUCAUUUUGCUGGGACUGACCAGCUCCCAGAGUAUAGAGUUUCUUCUCUUUGCCCUCUUCUCAGUCAUCUACGUGGUCACAGUUUUGGGUAACCUUCUUAUUAUACUCACAGUGUUUUAUACCCCUAACCUGAAUAUUCCCAUGUAUUUUCUCCUUGGGAAUCUCUCCUUUGUAGAUAUGACCCUUGCUUCCUUUGCCACCCCUAAGAUGAUUCUGAACUUUGUAAAAAAGCAGAAGAUGAUUUCUUUGGCUGGGUGCUUCACUCAGAUAUUUCUCCUUCACUUACUGGGUGGUGUUGAAAUGGUACUGUUGGUCUCCAUGGCUUUUGACAGAUAUGUGGCCAUUUGUAAGCCCCUACACUACAUGACCAUCAUGAACAAGAAGGUAUGUGUUUUGCUUGUAGUGACCUCAUGGCUUCUGGGUCUCCUUCACUCAGGGCUUCAGAUACCAUUUGUUGUAAGCUUGCCUUUUUGUGGUCCAAAUGUGGUAGAUAGCAUUUUUUGUGACCUCCCUUUGGUUACUAAGCUUGCCUGUAUAGACACAUACAUUGUACAAAUAGUCAUCGUUGCCAACAGUGGCAUAAUCUCCCUGAGCUGUUUUAUUAUUUUGCUUAUCUCCUAUAGUCUGAUCCUCAUAACCAUUAAGAAUCACUCUCCUACUGGGCAAUCUAAAGCGCGUUCCACUUUGACUGCUCACAUCACAGUGGUAAUUCUCUUCUUUGGCCCAUGCAUCUUCAUCUAUAUCUGGCCCUUCAGCAACCACUCUGUCGAUAAGUUCCUUGCUGUAUUUUACACCAUCAUCACUCCUAUCUUGAAUCCAAUUAUCUAUACUCUGAGAAACAAAGAAAUGAAAAUAUCCAUGAAAAAACUCUGGAGAGCUUUUGUGAAUUCUAGAGAAGAUACUUAG
Messenger RNA from Cebus imitator (Panamanian white-faced capuchin), 1032 nucleotides. Its product is annotated as olfactory receptor 4K17. Gene Ontology annotation, cellular component: membrane. The coding region runs from base 1 to 1032 and encodes 343 amino acids. NCBI's taxonomy places the organism in Eukaryota, Metazoa, Chordata, Mammalia, Primates, Cebidae. The transcript has a single exon. The record is from RefSeq and is a predicted model, not a curated record. Gene Ontology annotation, biological process: G protein-coupled receptor signaling pathway. Gene Ontology annotation, molecular function: olfactory receptor activity; G protein-coupled receptor activity.